This is a messenger RNA of Zea mays, 2702 nucleotides long. RefSeq lists its product as uncharacterized. Gene Ontology annotation, molecular function: ubiquitin binding. The transcript is spliced from 13 exons. NCBI's taxonomy places the organism in Eukaryota, Viridiplantae, Streptophyta, Magnoliopsida, Poales, Poaceae. The coding region runs from base 879 to 2393 and encodes 504 amino acids. The record is from RefSeq and is a predicted model, not a curated record.
ACUCACUAUUUUUAUAGUAAAGGUUCAUAUACUGCAUUUUUAUAAUGAACUUAAUAUUUUCUAUAUUCUUAAUUAGAACAGUGGAUGGACCAUUUUUGCAAGUACCACAGGUACGUAGAAGUGGCCUCCAAAAAUGCUUUGACUAUUCAACUAAUUUUUUCAGGCCACCAGUCCACCAGGGGUCCACGGCGCGCCAUUAGCGAACCGCGACCUAUUCGCCGUCGCCAAUCGCCAAUCGCCAAUCUCCUCUCCAUCUCGACAUCCGCAGGGCGUUCGACGAAAUGCGACGCAAACGCCUUGCGGCGCGCGCCCAUGUGGCCAGGCGUCUCCCCCCCGCACGCUCCUCCUCAUCCGGCCUCGCGAGCGCGCGAGGGAGACGUCGCUGUGCCAGCGCGAGGCGGACGUCACCUCACCUCCCCGCCCCGCGUAGCUUUUCUGACCCGGAUGCUACGCUGCGUCUCCACUACUCCGCCUCCCGCCCUGCCGUCCAUGUCACGCCUCGGCUCCUUCCUUUCGCCUCCCGACUCCUGCCUGCUGCCCCUUGUCCUCUUCCCCACCUCCUCCGGAAUCUGGCCGCGCACCUACUCGUCGCCCUCUCGUUUUCCCGUCUCCGCUUUCUUUAUCCUGCGGGCGGAGCGGGUAGGGUGGGGCGGUCGUUGCUCUCGGAUCAAGAGAAAGGGAGGAAAAAAAAACAGCGCUUUCUUUCUGUGGCCGGCGGUUCGCCCGUCGCUCACUGGCUGAAGCGGCUGCACCCGCGCCCUCUUGCUGUGUGGCCACUGGCCAAGCGGGACACGGAACUCGAGCUCCGUUUGGGGAUUCCGGAUCACUUCGAGGUCACGAGGCUAAAGGGAUUCUGAUCAUCACUUAAGCUCAAGAUCAUGAGUUGGUUAAACAAAAUUUUUAAGGGUUCAGUAAACAGAGUUUCAAGGGGUCACUAUGAUGGAGACUGGCAUGAAGGUCAUUCAUCUGAUCACACCAGAGAUACUUACGAUGACAGUGAUAAUGAAGAUAUAGAUCGUGCCAUUGCAUUAUCGCUAGCUGAGGAAGAUCAUAAUAAGGGAAAGUCGGUGGCUAUUGAUACUGACUAUAAUCUGGAGGAAGAUGAACAACUUGCACGGGCUCUGCAGGAAAGCCUGAAUGCAGAGUCUCCUCCUCGACAGAAUGUUCCUAUUGAGGAUGUGCCAGUGCCUCAAUGGAAUAUUCCUGUUGAGCGGGUGCCUCCUCGACAGUAUGUUCCAGCAAAUGAACCAACCCCACAUGUUUACCCACGGGGUGGAUCCAGGAUUUGUGCUGGAUGCCAAAACCCAAUUGGCCAUGGACGUUUCCUUAGUUGUAUGGAUUCAGUUUGGCAUCCUCAAUGCUUCAGAUGUUUUGCUUGCAACAAACCCAUAUCAGAGUAUGAGUUUGCUAUGCAUGAUGAUCAGCCAUACCACAAAUCCUGCUACAAAGAGUUUUUUCAUCCGAAAUGCGAUGUUUGCAACAACUUUAUUCCAACAAAUAGAGAUGGCCUCAUUGAAUACCGAGCACAUCCUUUCUGGAUGCAGAAGUACUGUCCUUCCCAUGAAGAUGAUGGCACUCCUCGGUGCUGCAGUUGUGAACGAAUGGAGCCAAGGGAGAUCAAGUACAUAACAUUAGAUGAUGGGAGGAAACUCUGCUUGGAAUGUCUCAAUUCUGCAGUAAUGGAUUCUCCAGAAUGUCAACAUCUUUACAUGGAUAUUCAGGAAUUUUUUGAAGGUUUGAACAUGAAAGUAGAACAGCAAAUUCCAUUACUUUUGGUUGAGAGGCAGGCUCUUAAUGAAGCCUUGGAAGCCGAGAAAAAUGGGCACCACCUACCGGAAACCAGAGGUCUAUGCCUUUCUGAGGAGCAAGUUGUUAGAACGAUCUUAAAAAGACCACAGAUUGGACCAGGAAACAGAAUCUUAGAUAUGAUUAUAGGACCAUACAAGCUGUCUCGGCGGUGUGAAGUGACUGCAAUCCUUAUAUUAUAUGGUCUGCCAAGAUUACAAACUGGUUCCAUUCUUGCCCAUGAGAUGAUGCAUGCAUAUCUUCGUCUCAAAGGAUUCCGAAACCUUAGUAUUGAGGUUGAAGAAGGCAUCUGCCAAGUUCUAUCCCACCUGUGGUUAGAGUCGGAAAUCAUCGCUGGUUCUAGUAGCAACGUUGCAUCCAGUUCAGAAGCAUCAUCAUCUUCGUCAUCCUCAGCUCCUACCUCUUCAAAGAAGGGUGCGAAGACCGAAUUCGAGAAGAAGCUUGGGGCAUUCAUCAAGCACCAGAUCGAAACGGAUUCUUCCGAGGCAUACGGAGGUGGUUUUAGAGCUGGCUAUCCGGCUGUUGAGCGCUAUGGCUUGAAAAGAACCCUUGAUCAUAUGAAGUUGACAGGGUCUUUCCCAUAUUAAAGCAACAGAAGUAAAGGAGGGGGCUUUCUUCCAGUUGUGAGGAUACACUCCACAUUGGAGGUUUUGGUUUGGGUUAUACAUAACUGAUAUGCAUACCAAACGAGGGGAAUUGUCUGUAAAUCAGGAGAACCCUCUGCUGCGCGGAAACUUAUUGCAAACUGUCUUUUUAUAGGAAAACGAUACAUGCAAGUUUUCAGACAGGGAACUUGAGAGGAUCAUAUGUAAUUUUUGGGCACUUGUUUUUGACUCCUUUGGUUAUCAAAAACAAGGCAACAUAAUAAGAUUGAAAUUUAUCUUCAUCUUUAAAUU